Messenger RNA from Neospora caninum, 3369 nucleotides. RefSeq lists its product as hypothetical. The coding region runs from base 1 to 3369 and encodes 1122 amino acids. The record is from RefSeq and is a predicted model, not a curated record. Lineage: Eukaryota; Apicomplexa; Conoidasida; Eucoccidiorida; Sarcocystidae. The transcript has 12 exons.
AUGACGGCUCCCUCACCCCUUCCCCUCAUCUCUUCUCAGGCCCAUAUUGCAGAGGAGGGCACUGGAAUCACUUCUCAGGACCUCCACACAUGCGUAUGCAGGAAACACUGCCAACUUGCUCUGUGUCUCGGGAGAAAACAUCGUUGCAAUCCUCUCCAGAAUCUAGACUGCCCUCUCGCCUUCGCCGUCGUGAAGGUGCUAAAGGACAAGCGAACAGAGGGUGCACACCAGGUGGAUGAGGUGGGCAAGGUCGACGAGGAUGCCCAAGACAGAGAAAAAGAACCGCGGACACUGACUGACACACCACAAAGUGGCGUGUGCCCUGUCAGAGACGCUGAAGCAGUUCUUGUCAUUUUCAAGGGCAAGUUUGCUUCCCUGGUUCUGAACGGAAUCGCUUCAGUCGAGGACACUUUAGUAUUGGAAGGCCUUCGAUGCCGACCUUUCUUUCGUCCCGGGAGAAGAGAGGACCUCUACUCCUGGGCUGCGGAGUGUCUCAAUCAACUCCGGACGGGCCAGCCAGGAGGCGAUGGAGCCUCUGAUCCGUUGCUUCGGGUCUGCACCACGCACUACCUCACUCUGGCCGAUGUCUAUGAUGAUGCCAAGAUCACAAUUCAACCCCAGUCAGCUCCUGCGCUCCCCGCCUUCAGCCUCAGUGCUCCCGAGCUUGUCACCUGCUCCGCCUUUCCCUCUUCACUGCCUCUGCCGGACUGGCUUGUCGCCCGCAACGCCCAGACGCUCCGGUCGAUCUUUGCUAGUCGCGUCCUGAAGCGGUCGGAUGAACUCAAAAGAUCUCUUCAGGGCUGUGCGUCGUCGUCUUGUGUAGACGAGAACCAGGAGGGGCCAGCGUCGACUCCCGGGUCUCCAUCCUCUCGCCGCGCUCCUCGCACGACCAGCCCUUCUCGAGACUCAAAGACCGCGGGACGCUCGUCCUCGGCUGUGCCUUCCGAGCGCGAGACCGGUGCCGGAGAAGGCGAGAGACCGCGCGAAGCACGACGAACAGCUGCUCAGGCCUCGAGCGCGCGAGCCUCAGGACGAGAGGGCGCAACAGAGAGCGACUAUGUCUACACCGAUCUCGCCAGUCUGCAAGCGAAUCGGGGGACGAAUCUGUACGGAAUCGUUUGGGAGGUUGGCAAAGCGCUGAUGCCUCAACCUGGCGGCAAAAGCCAGACGACGCCCUCUAUCUUCCUCAUGAAUGUCGCGAUCUUCGACGAGACCGUCAAGUUCGACGUCGGCAGAGACACGGCGCCCGGAGGCUCCUCAGAGGAGUUCAGUCUCGCGACGGACUCGCGCAUCUCCUUUUUUGCUCGAAUUGCCUCUCGUCUACCGACAGUGGUUCGUCCUCCCUCAAUUCCAAAUGCUCCCGCUGCGCCUUGCAUCGAUGGAGCACGUCCCGGCGUGUCUGACGUUGUCAUGGGAUCUCUUUUUUGUCUUUCUGCCUGUCCCUACGAUUCGGUUUUGUCGCGACUGAAGCUGAAGACGAAAGGCUGUCCUGCAGACAUCCCCUGCAUGUCGUGCGGCGAUAUUGUCCGGGUCCACCGAACCAAUGUGAGUCUCCCUUUUCUCGUCUUUACGACGCAGUACUACAAGCCUCUCGCUGCGCUUCAGCGGUGCAAUGGUGGGCCGAUGAUGCGAGAGGUGUACGGAGAUCUCAUUGUUCGGGUGGUGAAGAGCAGCAUGACGUCGUGUUGCCGGCUGUUGGAUCUCGGGGAGCCUGACGCGCUCAUUUCCGACUUUUCUUGGCUGCGGGGCGACUCGUCCUGUUCCGAACUUCGGCAGUUCGACUCGGAGCUCUCGGCGUAUCUUUUGUUGAUCGAAGACGGCUCUCUGCCGGGUGGCCACGUCGCCGUCGUGAAUCUUUCCUCGGCCAGCGCCGAGCAGCUGUUUGUCUCCGAGACGCCGAUUCAAGAGGGGCAGUGGCUGCGCCUCCGAAACUUCAAGUGGUCCUCGUUCCGGCUGCACGACGUACUCUUUGGGCGCAUCUAUUUCUGCGUGCAGCCGAGCCGCAGCGAUUUGGCGCGCAUCACGCGCCUCCCACACUUUGCGCGCGACGCCGUGCAUGCCCAGCACGCGCUCGACACCGCGCUCCAGACGAUCGUCGGCGAGGAAGAAGAGAACAGAGAAACCGUGUCCAGUGGGGAAAGCACAGACAUCCCACCAGGACACGGAGGAGGAGAACUCGGGGAAGAACGCCCCGCUCCAGAAUCCGAGGAAGUGGCGACUGCGCAACCGGCAGCUGUCGAGACAGUCGAGGAGAGAGUUGAGGAGCCUGGGCUAGCCGAAGCCCAGACAGAGGAGAGCCGCCUCCCUCUCGGAGCACUGCCGGCCCGCUUCGAGUUCUACGUUCCCAAAGAACUGCUCGACAGUCACCAGUCGGUCUCAGUGUACAAACACCUCGAUCCCCUUCUUGCCUUUUCGCGCCGCACAUCGGCGUCGGCUCCGCCUCGUCGCAUGCGGUCGGGUCCGUUUCUUUUGAGGGAAAUGCAUGUCCUGGGUGUGGAGCCCCGGAGAGGUGAGGGCGUCGACGUGGAUUUGCAGAAUCCCCAGGCGUGGCUCGAGAUUCAGUGCCUCCUUUGCCGCACGUCGCGGCGCCUGGAUGCUCCGGAGCUCGACGGAGACGCGAGCAGCUCCCGGCCCGCUUCCAGGAAGAAAAACCGAGGGAAGAAGGCGCUUCGAGCAGAGUGCAAAAACGGAAACGACCCGUCCGCCUUGCUCUGGUGCCCGACGUGCCGACACGGAGACGCCGCAAUGCUCGUUGUCAUGUACGACUUUCGGCUGGUCCUCGCAGACGCGCACGGGACGCACCUCGUCGUCGAACUCAAAGACGCAGUGGGGGCCCGUUUUAGCUGCGUCAGCGAGCGAGGGAUCAGUCCCUUUUUUGCGGCUACCGACAGCGGAGCGCAGGCUCUGGUUCGCUCGGUGCUGCGCGGGUUGCUCGACGGCGAAGAAGAGGGCGAGAGAGACGAAAGCCCACGAGGUGGGAGGGAGACAGAGGCAGGCCAAAGCGCCGGAAGGGACGGAGGCGCCGGAGCCGAGGAGGAAGAGACGGAAGAGGUGAACGAGGGCGCAUCGAGCAGCAGCGAGGAAGAAGGCGAGGUUCAGACGCAGAGCCUGGUGGGGCGGAAGUACAUGCGCCAGCGAAGCCUCAAAACGUUGGCACGAAGUGGACCGGCCCAAGGGAAGGCGAGGGAAGAGUCGCGGAAGGUCAGUGGAUUUCCAGAAAAAAGGAAGAAAAGAGAACUCGGCCCUGGUCGCCACGAGCUCCUUGUCGUGCGGCGGCCGAGAGACGAAGGCCGAGGAAGAGACAGGGAGGAAGACGAGAGUGCCUCGCCGGUCUGGGUGGUUCUCGGCGCCGACAUCAGGGAGACGUAG